CGAUGCACGUCCUCGGCUGAGGGUGCAACGAUUUUAACGGAAUUUCGCGUCCAGACCUGCUCGCGGGCGCAAUCGUUCGUCUUCGAUCACGUCGCGACGAUCUCGCGUUCGACCAGCUGGUGAACACACCUUCGUUGGAAGGCAGAACACGACGCGAUGUCCCAGGAUUAUCAGCACGCUUGCGAGAGGGCGGAAUUACUCGGCCUACCGAGGCCGACCGAGGAGGAGUGGAGGAAGACACAGGCGGCGGAGGGUGGAAAUCGCAACAGCGAUGACGACGCAUUACAGGACUUGGAUUACACGGACGAGACGACCGGGCGCAUCGGCGGCGGACUCGACGAACUGAACAGCAUUUUGAGCACCACGCAGAAGAAGCUCAACAGAUUCAAGAAUGUCUGCGGCAGCCUCGGCACAUUGCUCAAGGUGAAGGUCGGCUCCCGCGGCGGCACGCCGCAUCACAAGCCCGAGGACCCCGACGCGAAGCAAGAAGCCCAGCAGGAGCCGGGAUCCGCAGAGACUGCGGCGACGGAGGCUGCGGACGAUGUGAUGACGGUGGAGACGGCCGCAGAAACGAAUCCUGAGAGCGGCGAUGUCCAGCCGAGGCACAUCGAUCUCAACGAGAAGAUGGGCUCCCAUCUGGACAAGCUGGACUCGCUGAUCUCGAAGGCCGAAAACGCUCAAUACAGCAUGCAGCAUCAGACGAAGCAGAUGCGGAAGUUCAUGAAAAACUAAAAAGUCGCCGCUCGCCGCUGCGAGCCGCGUCGUCACCACUGAGGUCGGCACGUUCUGCAUCCUCAUUAACGAAUUACACCGCGACGUUUACCUACGUACCACUGCGAAUAAACGCGGGAUUGAUUGUCCUCAUAGACCGAUUUGUAUCUUCCAUUUUGAGCUUAGAGAAGUUUUACGAAGGGAGACGAGCGGUCCCCUUCUCCACCGGCAAUACAUAUAUAUAUAUAUAUAUAUAUAUAUAUAUGCAUUCUGUCCGCGCGUUUAAUUUAAACAUUCGAAUUUUUUGGCUGUCAACGACGAAUCCUCUCACGUUUUGCCGCACGAAGAAAAGCGCGUAGUGUAGUAUAAAGGGGGUAAACUCGUGAGAUAAAUAACCGGCCAACGCGUCAAACAAGGAGAACCCGUUGUAGACCUUCGAAUCAUGAUCGUUGCAUUGCAUGUGUGAAGUUUAAUUGUUGCAUCGAAUAUCGGCUGGAUAUUUUUAUCGUGAUAUAUUUUUGCCGACGGGCGAGUAACUGUCGCAAACAAUUGUUAUCGAUUCUUUUAUAUAUAUAUAUAUGUCGCGCGACGUUCCCUCUAUCGCUGAGAGCCCAAUAUUGUUACAAUAAUAUACGUGUGUUGUACAUAUAUACAUAUAUAUAUAUAUAUAUAUAUAGAUAUAUAGAUAUAUAUACAUACAAAUAUUGUUGACGAAUUUAGUAUCGUUAUGUAGACGUACCAAUGUAUAUCCGAUAAUUCGGGGCUUUAUGCUUGGAUCAUUGACAAUAUCGACAUAUCAGGUGUAAGGGAUACGAAAGGGGUGGAUUGAAGAAGCGCGCGCGCGCGGAAUCGAGCCGAUGAUAAAUUUUCCUACUCUUCGAACAAUGUGAUAAUUGUUUUACAUCGAUCUAGAGAUCGCAUCUCCUACGAUCCGAUGUAUAUUUUAUCAUCUCUCGAAUAGUUUGCGCUCUAUUUUUCUAGAUCGAUAAGUUCCGACAUACCGCGUCGUAAAUAAUAAUGUAGAAGGCGAGGGGCUAUAUUUUAUUAUCGAAUAUAGUUUGCUCUAUUUUCCUCUCUCUCUCUCUACCUAAGUUUAGCGACGUCGUACCGAUAAUAUUAGCGAUAGCGGCUCUACCUGUAAGUCGAUACACGUGUAUGUAUAUUCGCCAAUUCUCGUUGCAUCACACAAUUCGAAGCAAUAAAUUAUAUUAAGUGCCUUGCUUUCGAUUAUCUCUUCGUAUAAGGCGCGACAAUUCACGGAUUUGUAGUCCCCUCUACGAAGAGGAUUUGGGGAUGGGAAACCCGGGAGGGGAAAGAAUUCCUCAUAUAUAAUUAUAUAUAGAAUAUGUCUAUAUAUAUAUAAAUAUAUAUUUACAUAUCAUAUAUAACUAUA
Dinoponera quadriceps is the source of this 2104-nucleotide messenger RNA. RefSeq lists its product as uncharacterized. The record is from RefSeq and is a predicted model, not a curated record. The transcript has 3 exons. Lineage: Eukaryota; Metazoa; Arthropoda; Insecta; Hymenoptera; Formicidae. The coding region runs from base 157 to 732 and encodes 191 amino acids.